GCAGCGCGCCGUAAGGGUUGACUAAACCCCCUUGUGUGUCAGCUGCGGGAUUCGAACCCGCGACUCGUCACCGACCCAAGUGGGCGAGGCUCAAAUCGGGACUUAUCUACCAGCGAAGUGACCAACUACACCAGCCGACAGCGUUAUAUAUAUGAGGCGGGGCAACGAUCCGAGCUCGGAGAUUUCCGGGAUCCCCCAUCCAUCCUAUUUAGGACCAAUAACCACCCACUACUGCCUUCCUCAUUGACAUCGCAUCCCACAAGCUGUGUUUUAGCACCGAGGCCAUCAUUCAGAGAUGAGCCCUGCGGAAGCAAACAACUAUGGUGCCGAUGCUGGUCGGCAGAUAACACCAAGGCUCGAUGCGGCCGGUACCGUCGAUGAUGUCUCGACAACCGAUUCCGAAGAUGAUGGAGGAUAUCAACCUCUUUGGGUCAAGCUGGCGUGCAUCCUGGUCGACUUUUUGACGCAGAUGUACGACCAAGUCAGAAUCGUACCCGAGAUCGCGCUCUUCGAACGGUCGAUAUGCCUCAGCUACUACUCUGCCCACGAUCCCUCCGUUAUUGGGCCAGGGCAGUUGGUUCCGGAGUUUCUGUGCAAGAUUCCGCCUGUGCAGCAGAAACUUGCUCACUUGAGAGGCUGGAAGGCUUUCUACGAUGGACUUGCGGUGCUCUUGACCGCAAUACCAAUGGGCAUUCUUGCCGACAGAUUUGGGCGUAAGAAGAUCAUCGCAAGCAGUAUAGCUGGGCCUAUAGCUGCUACAUCCUGGAUACUUUUGGUCGGUCUGGGUGGUCUCGGAGGUGGAAAAAUCACCAAUAUCUGGUGGUCGUCCCUUUUCUUCCUCUUUGGGAAUCUCUCAUCUGCCAACGCAACCCUCUACGCCGUUGCUGCAGACUCGUGUCCCCCUUCGAAGAGAAGCCAGUACUUCUACUACUUAUACUCGACCUUCUUGGUCUGUGAGCUGGUUGCACCUGCCUUGGCGUCCGUCACAAUCAACAAGCAGCUCCUCAUUCCAUUCGGCGUGGGCCUGGGGUGUCUGGUGCUCUGCUUUCCGAUCCUGGCCAUCAUGCCCGAGACUCACAAAAGGCACAAAAAGCCCCUGCCCAAGUCUCGAGCGGAUGGACAAACUGACGACCAUGACCCCGAGGCCGCUCCACUGAUUUCGCGAACGCCCGGAGCUACUUCAAACUCGCCGAGCUUCCUCUCCAUCCUGAAACAGAGGAACUUAAUCAUCGCCUUCAUCGUGUCCUUCGUAGGCGCAUUCAGGAUUGCCACGGUGUCAGUCCUUCUCCAGUACACCGCCGCUCGGUUCGGCUGGCCCAUUUCACGGACCGCGAUCCUGGUCUCUGCUAUUGCCGCUAUGAACAUCGUUUUGUUCCUAGGUCUCUUACCGCAAGUAAUUGCAUAUUUGACCACCAAGCGGCACAUCCCCCCCCAGCUUAUUGAUUAUCAGGUCGUCCGUGCAAGUCUUUGCAUACUGGCCUUGGGUGCUCUGCUCAUGGGUUUGGCGCCGUCGAUGUACAUGCUUGUUCCCGCGGUGCUUCUUUUCGCGUCUGGGUACGGUACUCGUGUUGCAGUCCUGUCCAUAGUGUCAUCCUGGACAACCGACAAUGUGCGGGCUCGAGUUUUCUCAAUAGCUCAGCUUCUCGAGAACACGGGGAGAAUGGCCUCGGACCCGAUGUUGUUGAGAAUAUUCGCUGCAUCUAUACCACUAGGUGGAUUCUGGCAGGGUCUGCCUUUCUUCGUGGCUGCUUCGUGCUUUGGUGCUGGCGCCUUGGCUUGGAGGUUUGUUCGAGUCGAACCCAGAAGUCAGCAACGGGGAUAAUGAGAAGGUAAAUCAGAACUUUGAUUGGAAUCUGGUUGGGAAGGAGGGUGGACGAGACCUCUGGGGUACCCUGGGGUUCUCUGGCAUCGAUGCAAAGCUAUCAGAUCAUGCCAACAAUUAGACGCG
Pseudomassariella vexata is the source of this 1948-nucleotide messenger RNA. RefSeq names its product major facilitator superfamily domain-containing protein. Gene Ontology annotation, cellular component: membrane. Gene Ontology annotation, molecular function: transmembrane transporter activity. Gene Ontology annotation, biological process: transmembrane transport. Bases 296 to 1822 code for a protein of 508 amino acids. The record is from RefSeq and is a predicted model, not a curated record. NCBI's taxonomy places the organism in Eukaryota, Fungi, Ascomycota, Sordariomycetes, Amphisphaeriales, Pseudomassariaceae. The transcript has 5 exons.